AAUUUUUAUUCCUUUCUGUAGCGUGCGUGGGGUGGUUGUGAAAUUUUGUCCAAUCACACAAUUAAUAUAUUUUUAUUGCGCUGCACUUUGUCUGUCUAUCGUUGCGCAAAAGCGCAUUGUUUAUUUGUUUAAAAAAAUAUAGUUGCCCCUUUUUUGAUUGUUUGUUGACGUGUUUCCAAUAAGUGCUUGUGAUUUUGUGUGGUGCACGGAAACCGUUGCGAACAUCUUUGUUUUGGUGUGAAGUGGUAAGGGCAGUGAAAAUGCCGACGAGUGCAGUGUACCAGCCGACGACGGUGACGUACGAGCAGCAGCCGAAUGACCAGAGAUGGAACUGCCCGAUCAGCUACUUCUCACGGCGCGUGACGAGUAGUCUGAACCGGGCAGUUUGCGUCAGGCUUGGUUUAUGCCUCUUGGGUAGCACACUCUUCAUAAUCGGUCUAGCGCUGCUGAUAGCAGGCGGCGUGGAGUACUCCAGCGCACCAGCGUCCAUCACACCAGACAGUCCAGACACCGGCGUCGGCACUCUCAUCGCUGGCGGUGUACUACUCUGCCUUGGACUCUUGUUUAUUGGUGUAGGCGGCUGGGCAUGGUCAGCACGAUGGGGCGGUGGCAAGGAGGCCCAGACGGGCGGUGCGGCGGCGCUGACCGCGCUCAACCCGUCCACGGACCCGCUCGUUGCCGCGCAGUACGCGCCCGUGAGGGACGCGCCGCCUGCGCCCGACGACGAGAUGCGCAACCUCAUGGAUAAUAAAGAAUGCUUGAGCAGCGCAGAGGAAAGCGACAAAAUGCUGGACGGCCGGCCAUCAGUAGCAUAGGCCUCCGGCACACCCCGCCCACGAGAGAUUACUCACUACUUCGAGCUUAGGCCCGCCCUAACGUCCCCCUACCCCGCCGAAGUGGUAUUACAGUAUAUUUUUGGUAUUGUAACAUUACUACAUUAGUAACAAUUUAUUUUUAUCGCGUAAAAGUAUGGUAAAUCGUAACUCUAAUACCACUUUGACGUAUUCCGUGUCCAUAAACUUCAGGUGUUGCAUUUUGUGGUACAAAGUAUAAAAGCGUGCGAUAUAACGCCUAGGUAUAUCGCAGUAAGAGUGCUUGUCGUGUGAUAGUAUUGAUUUAUUUAUAAAACGCUUUCUUAUACCCCAACAUUAAUUACGUUGUAAGUGAAUUUUAUUGCGAUUUUUUAUCAUCCAAUCAAUUAUAUCUACUUAUUUUCGAAUAUACUUUUUAAGGUUUCAUGUUAAAAUCAUAAGCACAAUAUUUCUAAAUUAUCAAAUUUAUAUUUAAGGAAAUUGAGUAUUCUUUCGGAUGUGUUCAAUUAACAUUCUUAUCAAUUUUUGACUUUUGACAUACUAUGUCCUUAAAUUGUACGUGUUUUGAACAUUAUAUUGCAAUAUUGUACGAAGCUUGGUAAGAUUUGUCUUAACAUUAAUUAUUGAAAGACAUGUGGCCAAAUUAUCGUCCAGAUUAGUGUAGAAAUGGAUACUUAAUGUAUUUAUUACUAGUAAGAUAUCGAAUCUCAUUUAUCUAUAAAACAUUCUUAUUCGAAUUGACUUCUUCAUAAAAUAAAUGUAAUUAAGUUAAGUUUAGUAGUAUGGUAUGAGGUGGGCAGGUCUGUGCGAAAUCGUUUAAUAUUGAAUCAUUGUCGAAUACGCGUGUUUGAAAGCAAGUCUCCGGAGUCCGAGUGCAUUGAUGAGGUGAGGCAACUCGCUGCCUACACGUAACGAGUGAUACAAGGCAAUGACGCACGUCCGUUUAUGCGCCUACGUCGUUAUCGGUACAUAGAAAGCUAUAGAAAGAUUUUAUAUUGUACCUUUCGUUGACGAAUACGAAACGAAUUUAUAUUGGAAAUGUUUACGAAAAAUGUGUUGAUCACAAUGAAUCGAGGUUGUUAUAUAUCGCACUUAUGGUUGAAUGGAUUGCAUAGCAUUUAAUUUUUAUAUUCUACUGGUAAUUUCGAUUAAAUAUUCAAGCUCUCUGUAUGUUUCGAAAUACUUGAUUCAAUAACUUUUACAUCACAGUAUCGUUCGGUGACAAACUUAAGAUAAUUUAAGAGAUACAGUUUAAAAAUUAAAAUUGUAAAUAAUCAGGAUUAAAUGUAGUCGUAAGCUUCAGUGUUAUCGUAAGAGUAUGAUGCAGGGCUUGAAAACGUUUAAGGUUACGAGUUACGCUGUGUGCGUCAAGCUAGCGGCCUCAAAAAAAAAAUGGGCACGAAAAAAUAAUUUGACCAUACCAAAAAAUAGUACUCUUAUUGAAAAAAAUAGUACCUGUUGUAAAAAAAUUAGUACCUUCACGGUUCUGGAUUUAUAGCCAUGUUUUAUUGCACUUGCUAGCUUGACGGUGAGCGAAAUUUGGCGAGAGUUAACGACAAGGUCUUUCGCUUUGAUUUAAACGCCAAAAAAUAGUACCGAAAUAGUACUUACCCCCUGCAAAAUACCGAAAUGAGUACUUCAACGGUUCCAAAGUUAUAAAGGCAGUUCUUUGCUCCCGCUGGCUUGACGUUUUGAAAAUACCUAUUAUCUAGGGAACGCUUGCAUACUUCAGUUUGUAACUAAUGUCAAUAAACUCGUAUGAAAUAGUACUCCCUACCAUCAUAAUUUGGACCUGAUUCUCUUUGUAGAAAUAUGUCAAAAAGUCAUUAUAACCUAUGUCAUACAUUUAUCAAGACAGGUACAGUCGCGAACAAAAUUAUUACACAUGCUCAAGAAGAAUGUUGUCAGAUUUUAGUAUUUUUUCCCCAUUUUUGGGUAAAAAUUGGUGAAGUGCCAGGGUUGUCAGAUGAAAGUAAUAUCAUUGUUGAAACUCUUUGAGUUAUUCUACAAAUACUGCAAAUUAUUUAUUAACAAACACUUCGAUCCGUAACAAAUUGAACAUGAAGGUAUAAAUUAUAAAAUAAAACAGCUGAUUAAAAAUGUAUUAUGAUGUAUUAAAAUCACAGAUUGUUUUCAAUAAGAACUGGACCUAUGCAGCCAUUUUCUAUUAAAAUUAUUGCAUAUGGGUGUAUGCAAUAGCAAUUUUUUGUAAUAGCAACACUCUGAAGUGCAAAGAAAUGGUAGGGUAGACCUCCAAAAUGGCAAUACUGGCGAUGGCAAUACUUACGAAUAAAUUGUGAGGUUAUGUAAUUGUCUACGUGACUGUAUCAACAACAAAUGUAUGGCAUAGGUUAUGAUGAUUUUUUAACAUAUUUCUAGAAAGAGAAUCGGAUCAAAAUUAUGAUGGUAGGAAGUACUAUUUCAUACGAGUUUAUUGAAAUUAGUUACAUACUGAAGUAUGCAAGCGUUCCCUAGAUAAUAGGUAUUUUCAAAACGUCAAGCCAGCGGGAGCAAAGAACUGCCUUUAUAACUUUGGAACCGUUGAAGUACUCAUUUCGGUAUUUUGCAGGGGGUAAGUACUAUUUCGGUACUAUUUUUUGGCGUUUAAAUCAAAGCGAAAGACCUUGUCGUUAACUCUCGCCAAAUUUCGCUCACCGUCAAGCUAGCAAGUGCAAUAAAACAUGGCUAUAAAUCCAGAACCGUGAAGGUACUAAUUUUUUUACAACAGGUACUAUUUUUUUCAAUAAGAGUACUACUUUUUGGUAUGGUCAAAUUAUUUUUUCGUGCCCAUUUUUUUUUUGAGGCCGCUAGCUUGACGCACACGUUACGCUACCGUUUUACGGACCAAUAAGAAAUCGGUACCGUAAUUUCAUGCCGGUAUCGUAACCUUAACCGCUUUCAAGCCCUGGAUCGCGAAUCUAUAGUAGAAUAGGCUAUUAGCGUCCAUUUAAUUUUCAGCUAGCUGUGGUAUCAUGUUUUUCUAUAAAAUUAUUUUAUACUAAAGGGUGCAAUCUUAUUGAUAUUUCCCAUUAUAUUUUAUUUAUAAUUUUUGUUUAGUACUUAAAGUACAGUACUUAUAUUGCAAUUUUAUUUUUCAUGUAUUUACAGAUUGUCUGUCACAGCAUGUUUAAACUUUUAAAUAAAGUAAGUCAUAUUCCUGA
This is a messenger RNA of Pectinophora gossypiella (pink bollworm), 3973 nucleotides long. RefSeq lists its product as uncharacterized. Lineage: Eukaryota; Metazoa; Arthropoda; Insecta; Lepidoptera; Gelechiidae. The record is from RefSeq and is a predicted model, not a curated record. The transcript has 4 exons. Bases 261 to 815 code for a protein of 184 amino acids.